AAGUUGAAGAAUGAAGAAGAAGAGUAAGCGUUGCGUCUACGACUGUUCUUCUACACUUCACAAGAUCAGAGAGAGAGAAGAAACGAGAGUCAACAGUCAUGACUUGUGCUUCUUCCUCCUUGAUUUCUUCGUUCUCGUAUCAGUUUCGCUCACAGGAACGAAACUUUUCAUCGAAAACUUCCUCUUGUAUCUCGACGGGUUUAACAGGAAGGAGAGCUUUUGGAUCUAUCAAAGCAGCUAAAGUGACAAGCCAUGAGAACCCCAGACGACGCGUUCAGAACGUAGAGGGCGAUAUAUUUGUCGACAAUACUUGUAUUGAUUGUGAUACCUGUCGUUGGAUGGUUCCGCAAGUAUUCACCCAAGUGGACAACAUGUCUGCAGUUAUUAAACAACCAACCUGUGAAGAGGAAAGGCUGAGUGCUCUUCAGGCCUUAUUAUCAUGUCCGACGGGAUCCAUUCGCACUGAAACUCCACCUACUGACAUAGGGAAAGCUCAAGAGACAUUUCCACUGGCAUUGGACAAAGACACACUUCCUGGCGUUUUUCAUUGUGGGUUCCAUUCCAAGAAAUCUUACGGAGCAACUUCCUACUUGAUCCUUCAUCAUGAGGGAAAUAUACUUGUUGAUAGUCCUAGAUACGUAGAGAAGCUUGCUGGAAAGAUUGAGAAGAUGGGUGGUGUUCGCUACAUGUUUUUGACACACAGGGAUGAUGUUGCGGAUCACAAGAAAUGGGCAGAUCGUUUCAAGUCUACCAGAAUUCUGCAUUCUGAAGAUGUUGAACCUUCGACCUCUCAUGUGGAGUUAAAGCUAGAAGGAAGUGGACCAUGGAGCCUAUAUGAAGAUAUUGAGCUUAUACACACUCCUGGUCAUACAGAUGGAUCAGUGUGCCUGUUCCAUAAACCCCUCAAGGCAUUAUUCACUGGAGACCAUGUAACAAUGUCUGAAUCUGGAAUGAGCAUUUUCGAGCAGUACAAUCACGGUUCAGUGCCCCUCCAGCUCAAGAACGUAGAAAGACUGAUCAACCUGGAUUUCAACUGGUUAAUACCAGAAGGACAUGGAAGGAGAGUACAUUUCAAAAAUGGUGAGAAGGCGAAGAUUCUGGAAGCGCUUGUUCAGAAGCACAGAGAGAAACCACUUGUUUCUUUUAGCAUAUCCGGGAAAGCUUGAGACAUAACUUUGUAUGCUUAAUGUAAACCGGUGAACCAAACCUAAUCAGGCCAAAUGUGUGUCAGGGUUUUUGUCAAACUGGUCUGUGUGCCGGUUGUGAACUUGUUACAUCAUUAGCAUGGAUAUUGGGAAAGUAUCUAAAACAAUAAUUAUAAUAUUUGAGCUAA
This is a messenger RNA of Eutrema salsugineum, 1333 nucleotides long. RefSeq lists its product as uncharacterized. NCBI's taxonomy places the organism in Eukaryota, Viridiplantae, Streptophyta, Magnoliopsida, Brassicales, Brassicaceae. Bases 99 to 1166 code for a protein of 355 amino acids. The record is from RefSeq and is a predicted model, not a curated record. The transcript is spliced from 11 exons.